CAAAGUUAAAGUUGUUUUGAGCGCGGCAAGCAAAGAGUCAACGGUUUAGCGAUUAUUUGAUUUCAAAACUGGAAAAUGGCCGAAGAAUCGGCGGUUAAGGUUUGUGUUCGGGUUCGCCCAACAAUUGAGAGAGAAGAAAGUGUUGAUUCAGAUACGACAGAGCCUGUGCAACUCUUCUGGAAAGCUGAUAAGAAAUCAAUUUAUCAGAUUGAUGAUGGCAACUCAACAAAGAGCUUCAGUUUUGACCGGGUGUUCACCGCGGAACAAACAACCGAUCAACUUUACCAGGCUAUCGCAAAGCCGUUGGUUGUUUCAACUGUCGAAGGAUACAACGGCACCAUAUUUGCUUACGGCCAGACAUCUUCAGGAAAGACAUUCACUAUGAUGGGGAGUGGCCACGCUCCUGGUGUCAUACCAAUGGCUGUUGAAGAUGUGUUCCAAACCAUUAAAAAAAAUUGUCCGAAUAAGAAGUUUCUUCUGAGGGUAUCUUAUAUGGAAAUCUACAAUGAAACUGUGACUGAUCUCCUUGUUGGCAGCUGGAAAAGAAAACCUCUAGAAGUCAGAGAGACACUAAAUAAAAACAUCUAUGUUGCUGACCUGACGGAAGAAGUGGUCAAUUCUCCUGCACAAGCGCUUGCGUGGAUUCGUAAAGGAGAAAAGAAUCGUCACUAUGAAAAGACUAAAAUGAACCAGCGGAGCAGCCGUUCACACACCAUUUUUCGAAUGAUCCUAGAGAGUGAAAGAAGCGACCCCGCAUCGGGUGAAAAUGCAGAUGGAGCAGUUAUUGUUUCCCAUUUGAAUUUGGUUGACUUGGCUGGAUCAGAGAGAGCGAGCCAAACGGGGGCUGAGGGAGCCCGCUUCAAAGAAGGCUGCAAUAUCAAUCGCAGUCUUUUCACACUCGGCCAAGUGAUAAAAAAACUUAGUGAAGAAAGCCAGAGGGGGUUCACAAAUUACAGAGACAGUAAGCUCACCCGCAUACUUCAGAACUCCCUGGGUGGAAAUGCCAAAACUGUCAUCAUCUGCACAAUUACUGCUGCUGCACUGGAUGAGACACUGAGCACUCUUCAGUUUGCCAGCACGGCAAAGAAAAUGAAGAACGAUCCACAUGUCACGGAAGUGUGUGACGACGGCGCUCUGCUCAAGAGAUAUCGCAAUGAAAUUGUCGAGCUCAAGAGGCGACUUCAUGAGGUUUCCUCAGGAACACAGACCACUGCAACGGAGAAGGAGGUGCUCUCGCAGCUUAUCCAAGAAAAAGAUCAACUUCAGAGAGAACAAGAGGACCGAAUUAAAAACCUCACAAAAUUGUUGGUCACAAGCACCAAUGUGGUUCAGGUUCAGAAGUUUCCCAAGCGCAGAGUUACAUGGGGUGGAAAAAUGAUGUGCUUGGCCGCUCCAGGUACUGAUGAAGGUAGUCCUUCCAACCGCAGCUUUGCAGGGUAUGCUUCACGUAAGAGGAAAAGUAAUCGCUCCUGUAUGAUGGAGCUGACUGAAGAUGAUGAAGACUUUGACUCUCUGUGGGAGAUACCUGAGGAGCCAUCUGAUGACACAGACUCCAGUCCAAGCUUUGUGUCUGUCCGUUGCUCUAAAAAGAGCAGAGAGGCUGAACUGGACUUGGAGCUUCAAACUGUAGACCACCAAAAUCAACAAGCCUUGGAGAAAAUUCUGGAAAUGGAGGAGAAGGCUGCGGAAGUUGACCUUCAGCUUAAAAGUGAAACUCAACAGAGGUUAGAGGCUGAGUCUCAAGUAAAGAUGCUGGAGUUGUCUGUGGCAGAACUGAAAGGGCAGCUUGAAGAGCAGAGCCAUGUGCAAUGUGAAGCUGACAAACAGCUACAAAGAGAUUUUGGAGAAACUAUCCAACUUUGUGAGAACCUUGCCACAGAGAAGGAUAUGCUGGCUAAUGAGCGAGACUCUCUCAAACAAGAUCUGGACAUAUUGAGGAAGCAAACCACGAGCCUAGAAAAAGACAUUACUUGUCUUUCACGGGAGCUGGAGGAGAAGAAGGAGAAUGAUGAGUUUAUCUGCCUUGAGAAGCAAUUUGGGACAGAACUUGAGGAUGAGUUGAAAAGGGAAGUAUCCUCAUUGAAGAUGGCGAUGGAAUCCCGUGAGCUCCAGUGCUUGGAACUUCAGAAAACAUUGGACACUGUUUCCGAAGAGCUGAAGCAGAAAACCAAAUUUGCUGCUGAUCUUCAGAAUAUGAACGGCAAAAACUUAGUUGAAGAAGUGACAAAGCUCCGUCGCUCACUCGACGAUGCGGAAGGACUCAGCAUUGAGACAAAGAAAGAAUGGGCAGUCCUGCGCAGUGAAAACAUUGCCCUGGAAGAGUUAAAGAUGACUCUGACUCUCGGUCACGAAAAAAUGGAGGCCGAGGUCAACAGCCUUCGCUUUCAACUUGAGGCUGAGAAAUCACGUUUCAAAAAGAUGCAGCUGGAUCUCCAGAAAGAGCUAAAUGUUGUGUUUGAUGAGAACACCAAGCUCACUGCUAUUCUAGAUGGAAAACUCCCGAAAAAUCAGAUAGAAAGGACAGUUAUCAAUCUGAAUAAAGAGCUGGCAGCAUCCAAAGAGGCAGAGGGUGCCCUUAGAGCUCAGCUAGAGGAAAUGACAUCACUUCAGGCUCUUCCAAAUGAAGUGAACAACCUGAAUAACAAGUUGACUGAGCUGACUGAGGAGCUGAUUGGUGUCCAAACUCAGAGAGAUGAGCUGCUCUCAAGUCAAGCUGCAUGCCAAGAGGAGAUUCAGCAGCUCAAGGACAACCUGCAGAAAUACCAUUGUGACAUUAUCCAACUACAGGACUCCUUAAGUGCCACCACACAAAGGGAAACUGACCUGAUGAAGCAGUGUACUGAUGCUGGUAUACAGCUGGAAUUUCUUCAGUCGGAUCUGGAACAGUCCGAAGCUGAGAAGAGUCGCCUCAUUGCCGUUGCUGCAGAAAGUAACCAGAAGGUUGCAGAGACUCAAGAUCUUCUGUGCUCUCUUCAGGAUGAACUUCAAUUGCAAAAUCAAAACUAUUUGGACCUUAUAAAAAAACAGAACGAAUCUGUAGUAGGUCAAUCUAGCUCUACUGAAGAGAUCGAGAAGCUAGUCUCUGAAGUCACAGCUCUCACUGCAGAAAGAGAUUCACUCAAGGUGGAUAUGCAAGAUAAUGUAGAGAUGAUGAUCGAGAAUCAAGACGAGCUAAGGACUGCCCUUGAGAAAAUCUGUGCUCUGAAAUGCCAAGUCAGUCAGUUAGAGAAUACCCAAACAUCCAACGUGGGAAAGUCUACUGACGACAUGACCGCAGAGUUUGGGGUGCUUCAAACACAAAUAAAGGAUUUGAGCGAAGAGCUUGAACGUGUGAAAGUCGAGAGAGAUGGCCUGCUCGUCACUAAGGAAGCCGGACAUGAGACUUCUCAGGAUGAGAUUCAAAAGCUGUUGUGCAAAGUAAUGUCACUCAGUGAAGAGAGGGAUCAGCUCCAUGAGACGGUUGAGGGACUAAGAGAGGAGAAGAACCAGCUUCGAGAGGAGUUUGAGGAAAGGAUGGUGAUGAUUCAGUGUGGAUUACAGCAAGAGCUGCUCGGCUCAGCUGCACAGUCACUGAAAGAAGAACAAGAGGCGCAACAAAAUAUGCAGAUCCAACAGCUGCAGCAGCAUCUGGAGAAAUCUCAGGAGGAGGUGACUUUAUUGAAAACGGACCUUCAAGAAUCUCAAGAGCUGACAAAGGCUCUAACAGAAGAACUUGAUCAGACUAAAGCUGAGAAAAAUGUCUUACUGGCUGAGAAAGAAGUUAGCUGCCAGAGCUCCGAAGAGGAUAUUGAGAGUGUGACAUGCAGAGUGAUGUCUCUCAGUGAGGAAUGCUCUCAGUUGCAGAAGACAGUGGAGGAUCUCAAAGAAGAGAAACAAGAGAUAUCUAUCAUCCAGGAGAAGAUGAGUGAGCAGAAUCAGUUAAGCUUGCAACAGCUGUCAGAAACAAGAGAACGAGAGGCCGGCCUUCAACAAGAGAUAAAGAAUUUGAGUGAAGAGCUUGAAUGUGUGAAAGCCGAGCGGGAUAGCCUAAUUGUCACCAAGGAAGACGGACGUGAGACUUCCCAGGAUGAGAUUCAGAAGCUGUUGUGCAAAGUAAUGUCACUCAGUGAAGAGAGGGAUCAGCUCCAUGAGACGGUUGAGGGACUGAGACUGGAGAAGAACCAAAUCAGAGCAGAGCUGGAGAUGCAGUGUGGGUUACAGCAAGAGCAACUUGUCUCAGCUUCACUGAAAGAAGAACAAGAGGCUCAACAAAACAUGCAGAUCCAACAGCUUGAGGAGCAUCUGGAAAAAGCCACGGAGGAGGUAACCCUCUUGAAAAUGAACCUUCAAGAAAAUCUAGAUCUGGUGAUGAAGAGCCAGGCAGAGUCUAGGGAAGCUCAAGAAAAGGUCGGAAUCCUACAGGAUGAGAUCAACAUUCUGAAAAGUGAAACCCAAUACACUGGCAAAUUUCAAGAGCUUCAAAAUCAGGAUCAGAAGCUGGCGGAGGAGCUUGAAGAUGUGCGAGCAGAAAGAGAUGCUCUGCAAACUGAGAGGUCGCUUGAAGUUCAGACUAACAGGGAUGAGAUUGAAAAAUUGAUGGCUCAUGUAACCUCUCUCAAUGAUGAGAGAAAUCAGCUGCAGGGCCAACUGGAGGCACAGAGACAGGAAAUGAGCCAGCUCAGAGCUCAACUGGAAGAUGUGGCAGGAACAUAUCAAACUGAGGUUCAGAAGCUUGCGCAGGAGCUUGAAGGUGUGCGAGCAGAACAAGAUGCUGUGCAAUCUGAGCGGUCCCUUGGAGUUCAGACUAACAAGGAUGAGAUGGAAAAGCUGAUGGAUCAUGUGACCUCUCUGAAUGAUGAGCGAAAUCAGCUGCAAACCCAACUGGAAGCAGAGAGACAGGAAAUGAGCCAGCUCAGAGCUCAACUGGAAGAUGUGGCAUUAACAUAUCAAACUGAGGUUCAGAAGCUUGCGCAGGAGCUUGAAGGUGUGCGAGCAGAACAAGAUGCUGUGCAAUCUGAGCGGUCCCUUGGAGUUCAGACUAACAAGGAUGAGAUGGAAAAGCUGAUGGAUCAUGUGACCUCUCUGAAUGAUGAGCGAAAUCAGCUGCAAACCCAACUGGAAGCAAAGAGACAGGAAAUGAGCCAGCUCAGAGCAGAACUUGAAGAUAUGGCAGGAACGUAUCAAACUAAGACAAGUGCUUUAACAGAGGAACUUCAUCGUACUAAAGCAGAGAAAGAUGUGUUACUGGCUCAGAAUGAAGUCAGCUGCCAGAGCUCCGCAGAGGAAAUUAGGAGUCUGACAUGCAGAGUGAUGUCUCUAAGUGAGGAACGUGCCCAAUUACAGGAGACACUGGAGGAGCUCAAACUGAAGAAGCAACGGCUUACUGCAAAUCACCAAGCUGAGAACAUUUCUUUCAGUGACAAACUCAAAGCAGUUGAGGCAGAGAGAGAUGUCCUACUGGCUGAAAAGGAACUCAGUUGCCAAAGCUCAGCAGAGAAGAUUGAGAGUCUUACAUGCAGAGAGAUGUCUCUCAGUGAGGAACUUGCCCAAUCACAGGAGACGGUGAAGGAGCUCAAACUAGAGGAGCAACUGCUCACUUCAAAGCACCAAGCUGAGAAAAUGUAUCUCACUGAGAAACUCAAAGCAGUUGAGGCAGAGAAAGAUGCUUUACUUUCUGACAAGGAAGUCAUCUGCCAGAGCUCAGCAGGAGAGAUCGAGAGUCUGACAUGCAGAGUGACGUCCCUCAGUGAGGAAUGCGUUCAAAUGCGGCAGACUCUUGACGAGCUCAGAGAAGAGAAAAAACAGUUGCAAACAGAAUUGCAGAACAAGAUAAGCAUGAUUUCUACCAUCCAGAAUAAGAUGAGUGAUCAAAAUCAGUUAAGCUUGCAGCAGCAGGCAGAAUCAAGAGAGCGAGAGGCCGGCCUUCAACAAGAGGUACAGCAAUUAGAGGAGCAGCUAAAUACUUUAAAAAGGCAAAGUGAGGCUCACGUGCCGUCUGCAACCUUGCAGCAGUUGCCCGAUGAAGAUGAGACAUCCGUCUAUGUACGCAAUGAGAAACUUGGUCGUCUUGUACAGAACAUGGCCGAUGCCAAAGGGAGUGAAUCCUCAGAGAUACAAGACCCAACUGUAGAACUUCAGAAGUCAUUUGGAAGAUUGCUGAAAAUCCUGGACUACAGCACCUUCAUUGACUCCACAGGAAUCAAAGAGUUUGAUGAGGAUGUUUAUCUAAGCAAUGCUGAGUCGAUCACCUUGCCUCAAGCUACAUUGGAAGCCCACAAUACCGUCUGUCAUUUGGGAACGGAGUCUUUGAACAUUCUGGGACAUAUUGGUGAUGCUCUCGGAGAAAAAGCCAAGAUGUACAAGAAUCUGUUUGAGGAGUUAAUCAAGAAGGAUCUGUUUGAGUUUGAGGAGUGGCGCCGAAAGCUGUGCACAGUACAGGUGCCCACAAACUCCGUUCAAGACCAGGAAAAUCUUUCUGAGCAGGAGCGCAGAACAAAAGAGCUGUUGCAGAAAAGACAUUUUUACCUGGAGAAAAUGGAGAUUGUUUUGAAGAAGCUUCAAGCACGCUUCUGUUCUUGUGUUGGUGUUCUGUCAGCUGACAAUAAAGGAAGGGAAAACUUCGAACAGCAGUUUGAGGCUGGGAUCACCAGCCUGCCGGUGGUCCCCAGCAGGCUGGACAGUAUGCUGAGCUUGGAGGUGGAACGCAGAUCUGAAGUGAUACAAAGCAGGAAGAUGAUUUUACAGGGCAUUAUGGAUGAUGACAAAGAUUUGAGUUGGGAAUUGCGGCAGCUUGACUUUCAAGUUGAAUGUUACUUGGGACAACAAAGACACAAGCAUUCUUCCUGGUCUCGAGACUACAGACUCAUUCUUGAGCUGGAAGAAUCAAUGGAAGAAGUCAAAGAAUUGCGUAUGAAGACUGAGCAGCUGGAAGAGGCCCAGCUUAAAGCCAACAACCGUGAGUCCAGCCAUGAAAUGGCCUUUCAGCAACUUCAGACACAAAUGCAAAGUAUCCAGGCACAAGUUGAGGAGAAAGAAAACGCAAUUCAAAUGCUAAACGACCAACUGCAAAAGGCUGAGAAAAAUGCUUCUGCUGCUCAGCUGGAGAAAGUUUGUGCGAAACUGCGCAGGAUGGAAAUGGAAAUGAUCUCAGCAUUUGACCGACAUCAAACGGAGAUCCAGAAGAUGACAUCGGUUCUGCAUGAUAAGGACAGGUCUGUGAGGAGGCUGAAGGAAACACUCAGGACAUUACAGCAAGGAGAGCAGUCAUUCCUGCAGGGUGAGGAGCUGCAUGAGCGACUGGUUAACCCGCGAGGUUUGGUUGUCAAGAGCAGUCUUGUGCUGGAAAAGACCAAACUCGUGGAGGAAAGGACCAAACUGGAGGAGGAAAAGGCCAAACUGCAGGAGGAAGUCAAACGGCUUCAUCUGAAAAUCACACAUUUAGACAAGUUGGUUUUCAGCCACCAGGCAGAGAUCACUAAGUGGAAGAACAGAGCGUUGAAACUGAAGGUGAAGACCAAAGAGGACGCGGAUUGGUCUUCACAGCCUUAUCCUCAAACCAAGCCUGGACACACUCUGUCUUCUCCUUCCUCCUUCCUCGGCUCACCAAGGAAAAAGUACACCUCGACGCACCUGUUUAAUUCCCCAAAGAGCUCACUGCUUGACUCCCCGAAAAGCAGCUUUUUUGAUGGUCCUGACAAUUCCCAAAUGCUUUUGAAAACCUGCCCCAAGAACUUCUUUGACAACUCCAACCUUGGGUCCCUUCCAGAUGUUGACAUAAAGGAUGAGUCGCCAAGGCAACAAGAUCAGUGUACAACACAGUGAAUGCAUCCAUUUAAUAUCUUAUGUAUGUGUGUAUUUCGAACAUACAUGCGGUUUCUCCUUUUUUUUGUGAAGGGGGAAAAAACUACUUCCUAACAGUUGCUUUUAUCAAUAAAGUUAUUUUAACCAAGCAAA
Molecule: messenger RNA, 7932 nt
Organism: Nerophis lumbriciformis (worm pipefish)
Lineage: Eukaryota; Metazoa; Chordata; Actinopteri; Syngnathiformes; Syngnathidae
Gene: cenpe
Product: centromere protein E
Biological process (GO): microtubule-based movement; mitotic cell cycle
Cellular component (GO): microtubule
Molecular function (GO): microtubule motor activity; microtubule binding; ATP binding
Source: RefSeq, a predicted model, not a curated record